Molecule: messenger RNA, 1128 nt
Organism: Macadamia integrifolia
Lineage: Eukaryota; Viridiplantae; Streptophyta; Magnoliopsida; Proteales; Proteaceae
Product: FAS1 domain-containing protein SELMODRAFT_448915-like
Exons: 2
Coding region: 126-878 (250 amino acids)
Source: RefSeq, a predicted model, not a curated record
GAGAGAGGGUUCGAGAGAGAGUUCGAGAGCUACCCGUAGCUCAGAAAGAAAGGAAGUAGUUCGUUCUCUUCUUGUUCUGUUUCUCCCCUCAGAAAGAAACAAGAAGGCAAGAAAGAAGAUCUACAAUGGAAACCUCUAAAGGUUACGCUUACCGCCACCACCGUCACCUCGUCUUCCUCCUCAUAGCUUCUCUUUUCUUCUCUCAAUCUGCGGCGGCAAGGGCAACAACACCACCGAUCACUCCUCCCGAUGUCUCAAGCGACAAACAAUUUCACACCAUCAUCAACGCUCUGAUCGGUGCCCAAGACUUUCAUAGCUGGGCAAGGAUUUUUUCCAUUACCGAUCCCUCCACGUUCCCCUUCAGCGCCACCUUCUUCGUGCCAAUCAAGGACGCGGUUGAUCGUCUUUCCAACUCUCUGGGUGGUGGUGGUGGUGAUUUCGACCUACAGACGGCGUUUCUAUCCCACACGGUCCCCCAGUUCCUUACCUUCAAGGAUCUUGGAGAGUUGGCUACUGGGUUUCGAUUACCUACUCUUCUCCCGGGCAAAUACAUUGUUAUAACCAACAAUUCCACUUCCAAUUUCACCAUUGAUGACUGUUUCAUCACUCAUCCUGAUUUGAUUGUGAAUGGGGCUUUCUGUGUCCACGGGAUUGCAUCAAUCUUUAAUUUCACGGCUUACGGCACUGAGCCUGAGCCGCUGCAGAACCAGUCACCCCCCGGGUCUUCUUCUCACCCUCCGGGACAGAAAGGGUUUUCUCCGCCGGUGGGUCUUCUUCCUCAUUCUGAUGCUGCACCAUGCUCUGCUCCUCGCUUCAUUCUUUCGCUUCUUUUCUCCAUUGGGAUUUUGGGAUUGGGACCCUCUUCGCUUCGCUUUUAGCGCAGGAAUGGAUUGAAGCUGUGAUUCUCUUCUUGUAUAUAUUGAAGGAAUCGAUUGAAGCUGUAGCGCAGAGAUGGAUCAACUGAUCGAGGCUAGCUAAUUCAGAUUGGAAUUGAACUGUGUUAAGUUGUUGUCAUCGUUGAGAGAGGGUUUAUUUUUUUGGACUCCCCCUGAAGUAUUCAUUUCUUUGUGGUUUUCUUGUUUGAUGGGCUGAGGUUAAUGCUAUCAAAGGGGAUUUAAAUUUGGCUUC